Messenger RNA from Trematosphaeria pertusa, 2636 nucleotides. RefSeq names its product translation elongation factor G. Bases 68 to 2470 code for a protein of 800 amino acids. Gene Ontology annotation, molecular function: GTP binding; translation elongation factor activity; GTPase activity. The transcript is spliced from 4 exons. NCBI's taxonomy places the organism in Eukaryota, Fungi, Ascomycota, Dothideomycetes, Pleosporales, Trematosphaeriaceae. The record is from RefSeq and is a predicted model, not a curated record. Gene Ontology annotation, cellular component: mitochondrion. Gene Ontology annotation, biological process: mitochondrial translational elongation.
AUCAAACAGCAGCAGACCUCGGUGUCGUCCCCUCAUUUUCUUGCUCUUCUCGUUUCUAUAUUUUGGGAUGAGGGUCCAAUCUCUCGUUCGGGCGCAAUCGCUCGCUGCGAGCUGCCUCCGCAAUUCUACUCGAACCGCGUCCCGAGCGCCUUCGCGAUGCGCUCUGUCGACCGCCGCGGUGUCCCGUACGGGAUUUACCAGCGGCACAAAAACCGAUGCAUGGAUAAACAGCCAACGGGAAUAUGCGCAGAGGAGAUGGCAGUCUGCUGCUGCAGUAGUGAUGGAGAAGGCAACCGCCGACCCGAGUACAUUAUCACAAGAAACUAUCGUCGAGAAUCUGGACCCUAUCGAAGCAGCGAGAUUGGCUAGAGUCAGGAACAUCGGUAUUGCUGCACACAUUGAUUCCGGCAAGACUACCGCGACCGAGCGCGUUCUCUUCUACACCGGUCGUAUCAACAGCAUACACGAGGUGCGUGGUAAAGAUGCCGUCGGCGCAAAAAUGGACUCCAUGGACCUCGAGCGCGAGAAGGGCAUCACCAUUCAGUCUGCGGCGACCUUUUGCGACUGGAUAAAGAAGGAAGACGGGAAGGACGAGAGGUAUCACAUCAACUUGAUCGACACGCCUGGCCACAUUGACUUCACAAUCGAGGUGGAGAGAGCGUUGCGGGUGCUCGACGGAGCGGUCAUGAUCCUCUGCGCUGUCAGCGGUGUCCAGAGUCAGACUAUUACGGUGGAUCGACAAAUGAGGAGAUACAAUAUUCCUAGGAUAUCAUUCGUCAACAAGAUGGACCGCAUGGGCGCUAACCCGUGGAAAGCGGUUGACCAAAUCAACCAGAAGCUCCGUAUACCCGCUGCAGCUAUUCAAGUUCCAAUUGGCCGCGAGGAUGGCUUCCAGGGCGUUGUGGAUCUCAUCAGGAUGAAGGCCAUCUACAAUGAGGGUGCUAAGGGAGAGAUUAUCGUCGAGAAAGAUGAGAUACCGGCGGAACUGGUUGAGCUUUGCAAGGAAAAGAGGCAAAAGCUGAUUGAGACACUGGCGGAUGUUGAUGACGAGAUUGCUGAAAUCUUCCUCGACGAGCAAGAGCCAACACCCGAGCAGAUCAAGGCCGCUAUCCGAAGAGCUACGAUUUCUCUGAAGUUCACCUCAGUAUUGAUGGGCUCUGCGUUGGCUGAUAAGUCAGUCCAACCAAUGCUCGAUGCCGUUUGCGAUUACCUCCCCAACCCCGCGGAAGUCGAGAACAUGGCGCUGGACAAGAAGAGAAAGGAGGCUCCGGUCAAGCUAGUAUCAUAUAACUCGCUACCCUUCGUGGGGCUGGCUUUUAAGCUCGAGGAGAGCAACUUUGGACAGUUGACUUAUAUCCGAGUAUACCAGGGCACAUUGAAAAAGGGCAUGAAUGUGUUCAACGCCCGGUCAGACAAGAAGGUCAAGAUUCCCAAGAUUGUGCGCAUGCACUCCAACGAGAUGGAGGAAGUGCCAGAGAUUGGUGCCGGAGAAAUCUGCGCUGUAUUUGGUGUUGAUUGCGCCUCUGGAGACACCUUCACAGAUGGUGCGCUAGGAUACACCAUGACGUCCAUGUUCGUACCUGAACCCGUCAUUUCCCUCUCCAUCAAGCCGAAGCAUACGAAAGACACACCCAACUUCAGCAAAGCGAUGAACCGCUUCACGCGCGAAGACCCUACUUUCAGAGUACACGUAGACCCGGAGUCUCAGGAGACUGUGAUCUCAGGUAUGGGCGAACUGCAUCUCGAUAUUUACGUUGAGCGCAUGCGAAGAGAAUACCGAGUCGAAUGCGAGACUGGUCAGCCUCAAGUCGCAUACCGAGAAACAAUGACCAAGCGUGUCAACUUCGACCACACGCUCAAGAAGCAAACUGGUGGUUCUGGAGACUUCGCCCGCGUCGUUGGCUGGAUGGAGCCUAGCGAGUCGCUUUCGGAGAACAAAUUUGAAGAACAGAUCACUGGUGGUACCAUCUCAGAAAAAUUCUUGUUCGCUUGCGAGAAGGGCUUCAUGGCGUCCUGUCAGAAAGGACCUCUUCUCGGCCACAGAGUCUUGGGUACCUCAAUGAUCAUCAACGACGGUGCUACCCACGCCGUCGACUCCUCCGAAAUGGCAUUCAAGAACGCAACACAACAAGCUUUCCGCAAAGCCUUCAUGCAGGGUGCACCUCAGGUGCUGGAGCCCUUAAUGAAGACUACUGUCACCGCGCCAAACGAGUUUCAGGGCAGCGUCGUCGGGCUACUCAACAAGCGUAACUCAGUCAUCAAUGACACAGAGAUUGGCCCCGAAGACUUCACAGUCUAUGCGGACUGCAGUCUUAACAGCAUGUUUGGCUUCUCAUCGCAGCUUCGGGCCAGCACGCAAGGUAAGGGAGAGUUCUCGAUGGAAUUCAGCCAUUACAGCCCUGCCCCGCCGCAACUGCAGAAGGAGCUGAUUGCGAAGUAUGAGAAGGAGCAGAAGGAUAGGAACUCAUAGGAGAAGGGUAAUGAUAGUAGGGCAGGCUGAGUUGGAACUUUCUCGUGCUAAUACCCAAAAAGGGCUAGGGAUGCAUAUAGACGGAUGUUUGGGCGAUAAGAAGGCUUUGAAAUGUAACAUACUGUAUAUUGUACAUUGUAAGGGCUUUGUCACGAAUGAGAUAUAC